Seriola aureovittata is the source of this 5944-nucleotide messenger RNA. RefSeq names its product OTU deubiquitinase 4 (gene otud4). The coding region runs from base 269 to 4363 and encodes 1364 amino acids. Lineage: Eukaryota; Metazoa; Chordata; Actinopteri; Carangiformes; Carangidae. Gene Ontology annotation, molecular function: K63-linked deubiquitinase activity; cysteine-type deubiquitinase activity. The record is from RefSeq and is a predicted model, not a curated record. Gene Ontology annotation, biological process: negative regulation of interleukin-1-mediated signaling pathway; regulation of protein K48-linked deubiquitination; protein deubiquitination. The transcript is spliced from 21 exons.
UGAGCUAAAGUUGUACUUUCACUUUCUGACAAUCAGGAGAAGCUUCUCCGGGACGAGCAGAGCUUCCUGGAAAACGAAACUAGACGUCGUCGUUGCUGUUUGUGACACUCCUUGGAUCGUAGAUGUAGUUAUUUAACAUCUUUUGGUGGAGAUAUUGACAACUCGUAGCCAUUGGCGUGUAAAAGUUUUAACCGCUAACCGUCAAAACCGUCAAACACGCAGGUAGCGUCGUUUCACCAGCUAGCUGCAGCGGCUAGCGCCCGCUAGCAUGGACGGCGGCGGACACAUGCAUAAUGCGGAGAGGGCAGCGGAGAAAUCGAUGGAUGAGUACCUGAAAUCAUUAGGUUUGCAUCGGAAGAAGAUUGCCAAAGAUGGGUCGUGCUUAUUCCGAGCUGUCGCCGAGCAGGUGCUACAUUGCCAAAGCCUUCAUACUAAAGUUCGUGCCAAAUGUGUGGAGUUUCUGAAGCAGAACAGAGAGACCUAUGAGGCGUUCAUUGAAGGUGACUUUGAGGAUUACCUGUGCAAGCUGCAGGACCCUCAGCAAUGGGUGGGAGAAGUGGAAAUCAACGCGCUGGCCGUCAUGUACAAGAGGGACUUCCUGAUCUACCAGGAGCCGGGCAGAACUCCCGUCCAGAUCACAAACAACAACUUCAAGGACAAGGUGCAUUUGUGUUUUCUCAAUGGGAAUCACUACGACAGUGUUUAUCGCAUCAACCACAUUAAGAACGCCGCUCUCUGCCAGUCCAUCCUGUACGAGGUGCUGUACGACGGCGUGUUUAAGGUGGACCGCAACUCUCUGGGUGCGUGUCAGCGAUUACCACGAUCCAACGACCUCCUGAGCGACGACAGCAUGGCGUUCUGCAACAGCAGCGACGAGUCCGACCUGGAUGCAAACGAGGCGCUCAGGGUGGAAACUGCAACAAACACUUCUACAAGACACAACAGCUACAGGGGGCGUGGGCGUGGCCGGCUGCUGCCAGAGAGGGUGAGGCGUUCACUGAACCCGACUCUGUUCAGAAACAUAGAGUACGACGUCUGGCACAAGUCCAAGAGAGCCCAACAGAAGAUCGAUUACUGCAUCGCUGCUGGGAUGCAAUACACUGCAGGAGACCGCUGCCAGGUUCGCCUUGAGGGUCGGCACUACAACGCAACCAUCAAGGAAGUUCCUCCCAACAGCAACAAGGUGGUGGUUUACAUAGAAGAACUGGGCAACAGACACGUCCCUCUGUUGACUCUCCGUCCUGCCGGUGAGGAAGGCAGCUGGAGCACCGUGGUCAACAAGGACAAGAGGCUCAGCAACGGAUAUGGAGAGUGGGAGGAGAAGGGUAAAGGCAGAGGCAGGGGGAAGUCCGUCCCAUCAUCCUCCUCCUCCGUCCCCCAGGCUACGGCGCCGGGCUCCAGUGGGCGUGUGUUGAAGCAGCACUCGUGGCCCCCACAGGCCAGCGCCGAGGAGCAGGGAGGGGCCAAAACCAGCAGGAAGUCCGUGAGCUCGGCGGAGUCGGCGUUGUUCGGCCUGACGGAGGAGCAGCGUUUGGCCAAAGAGGAGGAGGAGAGGAACGUGGCGUUGGUGGAGAUCCAGCUCAGAGACGAACACAGCUUCCCCGCCCUCGGGACUCAGACUGGGACGCAGGGUGAUGGAGGGAAGAGAAAGGGAGGAGAGAAGAGAAGACCCCAGAGAAACAAGACGAAGAGUCCAGUCGAAGACGUGCGAGCAGCGUCUCCCUCCGCUGGAGACAGACCCAAAUCCUCCACGCCUCCACCCACCGCCACUACUGCACCUACUGCACCUACUACAGAUACUACUACACCCCCCAACCCCCCCAACCCCCCCCCGCCUGCUGCCAAACCUGCUGCUGCUCCGGCUGCAAACUCUGACUCCGGCCCGGCGUGGUCCAGCUCGCUCAACACUGCAGCACCGGCCUCCACCUCCACCUCCACCCUUCCACCCGCCUCUGCUGCUCUGACGGCUAAAGCUAACGCACAGUCUUAUGCUUCAGCUGCUGGAGGUGCAACGACUUCUCCUCCUCCUCCUCCUCUUCCUCCUGCUGCUGCUGCUGCCGCCCCGAGCACUAAACCCUCUGUGACGGGUGCUGCUCCUCCUCCCUCCGUCCCCUCCUCCGCCACCAUCUUCUCCUUCAUCACCCCUGCUCUCCCCUCUGCAGCAUCGCCCCCAGCUCCACCCGCCCUCUCCUCUUCCUCUCCUCGCCCCACCUCCUCUUCUUCCUCACUUCCUCCUAAAUCCACUGCCUCCCCUCCGCCUCCCUCUUCAGUGCCACCUCCCACUUUCAUCGCUCCCAUCGCUCCCUCUCCUGUCGCUGCUCAGGGCUUCCUCCCUCCCUCCUCUCUCCACCGUUCCCCCCCGCCUGUCCACUCUCUCCCCCACUCCCCCAGUCCACCCACCUCCUCUUCCUCCUCCUCCUCCUCUCUUGUCCAUCGUGCUGCUCAAGUCCAAGAUCCUCCAGCAGCUCCAGCACAAACUGCAAGUUCUUUGCCGAGUUUUGGAUCCUCUCUGACGACAUCUCAGGUCUCGCUGACCCAGGACGUUCAGCCGCCGCCUCCUCCCCCGAACGUCCAGACUCAGAGUGCGGCUCCUCUCCCCCAGGUGCAGACAGAGGCCCCGCCCUCUCUUCCUCACCUCCAGCAUCAGCCACAGACCCUCGCUGAAGUGGCUCUCCCUCCGCCGCAAAACCAGAUCCAGGCGUCCCUCCCUCAGACCCAGACUCAGGUCCAGUACCCCCCCCAGUCUGAGAUGGUUCAGUCCUCUCACCCUCCUCCAGGAGCUUCCUACCCCCACACCUGCCAGGCCUCCGUCUCUGCCCCCGCUCAACCACAGCCCUCAGUCACCCACGCUCAGCCUCCUCCCCCCUCCCAACUCCCGCAUCCCUCCCUCUCUGUCUCCGCCCCCCCGAUCCAUCCCUCUCUCCAAACCGAGACCCCCAACAUCCAGAAUCAAACAGAAGCCCCUCACCCUCCACCCCAGCCCGAGUCCCCGGCUCAUCCUCCUCACCCCCAGGUAGUCUCCGCACAUCCCCCUCCCCCUCCUCACCCCCAGUCCAUCCCAGGAGCUGUUCCUCUACAGAAGCUGUCCCAGCUCUACCAGGACCCCCUGUACCCCGGGUUCCCCCACGGAGAGAAGGGCGACAUGGUGCCGACUCCCCCCUUCUCCUCCAGCAAGUCGGGCGACGACCUGCCCCAAGAUGUCAACAUCCUGAGGUUUUUCUUCAACCUGGGAGUCAAGGCGUACUCCAUGCCCCUGUUCACCCCCUACAUAUACCUCCUCCCCCUCCAACAGGCCUACGCCAUGCACCAGAGGAUCCCCUCCCGCUCCUCCUCCCCAACCCACCACUUCCCUCCCUCCAACGCCCCCGCCAGCCACCAGGAGGCGUACCCCCAGUACCCUCCCGCUUCGGCGUCGGUGCUGCAUCAGUACGACCACCAAGCCGCACCCGCUGAGCCCCCCCGUCCCAGUGAACCGUCCUUCAACCAGGCCAGGUACCCCGUCACCCAGCCUCCGCCCCACAGGAUGCCCUGCACCUCGCUGCCAUGGCAACAGCACCAGAUGCCCCCACCCAGAAGCUCCAACUACGCGUAUCCCACUCCACCAUACCCAGUUCACCCUCCUUCGUCUCAGGGGUACCACCAGAGUCAAGGCCCAGGACACCCGAUGUACCCCCCGCCCAUGCCUCCAUACCCCCCAUCCUCGCUGGGAUACCAGUCCUCGUCCACCCCCGAAGAGCUCCAGGUGAGUCAGGGGCUGAUGGAGCAGCUUCAGCCCGUCAACGGAGACACGAUGCUCGGGCACGGGCCUGGACGAGUCCCCUGUUCUCUGGAGGGUCCGUCUGCUGCUAACAUGGCUAACGCUAACAACAACAGAACAAUGGUGGUUCCAAGCAGCUUCGCGAUGAAGAAGCCGCAGGGAGAGAGUUUGACUAAAGCCGUGCUGCUGGUGGAUCCACCACUCAACAACAGACCGAUAGUCGCUCUGGUCUCUGACGCCUCCGACAUCCCCGUCUCCAUGGUGACCAUGAAGCCCGGCAGCAGCCCCGGCUCUCCGUCACCUUACAUCUCCAAGACGAACGUCUCCGGCGACAACGGCACCUACCGGCUCCACCAGAAACCAUUCAACCCCAACAAGCACCUGUCGUCGAUGCCCAUGGUGGAGGUUCUGUCGGUGGGCUGCAGCACGGAGGACGAGUGGGACGAGAUGGAGGGAUUCAAACCGCAAACCCACAACCUCAGAGGGCCGAGGAGGGGCUACAGAGGGAGGGGGAGGGGCGGGAACAGGAGGAGGCCGGGAGGAGAGGCGGGGCCGGGGUAUAACCACAGUCCGUUUGUGUCCUCACACAGGGGGCGGGGCUGGUAAAAAAGGCUACAAGCUGUCAGCCAAUGAGAGGAGAGGACGCAAGAAGAUUGUUUUUUUUUUUUGUUUUUCCUUCUUUGCCUUUUCAUGUUCUCGCCGGAGCUCGUUUGGUUUCAACUCGCUCUUAAUCGCACUUUUUCUGUCUUUUGUCUUGGUUUUUUUUUUUCUCGUCACCACCUAGAGAUCUGAUUGGUUGAUCGGUCCGUCGUCUCCGUAAAUCAUCACGGCGUCUUCUGCGCCACAUUCUGAGGUGGGGGGGGGUCAUAAACUCUAUUCGUGUGCUUCGGUGUGUCGAAAUCCUCCGGCUCGUGGAAACAAAAACACUAUCGAUCUCAUUAUUAGCUAGCUAAUUAGCUUAGCAUGUUAGCAAGUGCGAGUUUACAUGUCAUUUUAAAUCUCUCAGCAGUUGCACAUGGAUUUAAAGAACUGAAGGGUGUGUUUUUCGAGUGGAGCUGCAGCGAUUCAUCGGUUUAAAGUCGUUUGCCAAGAAAAUGUUGGAAAAUUGUGAAUAAUUUUCUUAAAAACGACUCGUAACAAUUAGUUGCGGAUCAUUUUUGUCACUCGACUUCAUCAACUAAUCGCUGCGACUCUUGUUUUGUGGAUUUCAAACAUCUUCAGUAGAGCUGCGUGUGAUUUGCCGCCAUGUCAAUGUGACGUUAGGUUAAAAACUGUGGAGUUUUCACACUCGUGAUUUUUAUUUGACGUGUCAUCAAACUGCAUUUUACUUUAAAGGAAUAGUUUAGACAUUUUCGGGGAUGUUUUCUCUUUUCUGCUCAGAGUUGGAUGAGAAAGUCGAUACCAGCAUCACGUAGGGUAAAUAUGAUAGCAGCUAGCAGCCAGUUAGCUUAGCUUAGCAUAAAAACAGCCCAGGCAAGAAAUAAUACAUCAUAAAAAUACAAAUUGUCCUUUUUAUGCUUCAGCUUUGUAUAUACUCAACAAAUCAGAUAUAACGCGGCUACCUGAUUCCCCCUUUCCAGUCUUUAUGCUAAGCUAAUGUAGCAUAUUGAGCUUACAGACAUCCAUUUUCUCAUCUCACUCUGCAAGAAAACAAAUAAUUCCCCUGAAUGUUGAACAGAUGAAGUUUCAUAUUUUCUGGCAUCCCUCGAACGCAGCUCGUCCACCGACCACCAGGCAUGGAAACACAUAUCAGUAAAAAAGCAUCAACCAAGUGAAGUGAUCUCUUCUUCCCAGGGUCUGUUAGCACUGCGAGCUUGAAACAAACUUUGUUUUAAGAGGAUUAAAGCAACAAAAAAAAAAAAAAAAAUCAGAUGAAAUCUGAUCUGAGAACAGCUUUAAGAGUUGUACUUGCUGCUACAAAACCACAGCAGCCAAACUGUGCGUGUGUGUGUGUGUGUGUGUGUGUGUGGACUUUGUUUAGAUUUGUAUUUUUUACUUGUUUGUGUUGCUGCUGGUUCACGUUUGUCUUCUUUCCUUUCCCUCUGAUCGACUUCAGACUGUAGAGAUUCAGUGCCUUACGUUUGCUACUUUUACCGUCUUAUUUCUUUUCUUUUUGAGAAACACUGCUGUACAGAACAAAGGCUGUUUACUGGUGUCUGUGUGACAAUAAUAAAACUUUGGUUCAGA